This is a messenger RNA of Aethalodelphis obliquidens (Pacific white-sided dolphin), 8411 nucleotides long. RefSeq names its product PBX homeobox 4 (gene PBX4). Gene Ontology annotation, biological process: regulation of DNA-templated transcription. The record is from RefSeq and is a predicted model, not a curated record. NCBI's taxonomy places the organism in Eukaryota, Metazoa, Chordata, Mammalia, Artiodactyla, Delphinidae. Gene Ontology annotation, cellular component: nucleus. Gene Ontology annotation, molecular function: DNA binding; DNA-binding transcription factor activity.
UGCAUGGCUGUUGCUCCGUCUCUCUUCUUGUUCCCUUUUGCCUCUGUCUCCUCCACCUCUUUCCCUGCCUUCAUCUUGCCACCUGCCUUUCUGUCUCCGUUCUCUGGAGCCCAGAGUAGUCUGUGGCCUGUGUGAGGCUUCUCUCACCUGCCUGCCCCCUUGUCUGAGUCCAGAUUGUUAAUAGUCAGGUGUGUCCAUCCCACUGUCCACUCCAUCACCUACAUGCACACCUGUGGGCUUGGGGUAGUGGGGUCCAUGGACCAGAAUGCAGGAUUUUAGAGUUGCCAUUUCUCAAGCUUCUCUGAUGUGCCUGGCACACUGAUAAGUGUUUUAGGUGCAUUAUUUAAUCACCACCUGCAUCUUGUGGCAUAGGUAUUAUAUAUAUUUUCAUGUGAGGACAGUGGCUCAGAGAGAUCGAAAUUUGGCCCGUGGUUACAUAGUUUCAAAAGGGCACAGAGAUACAUCGAGGGACUAGAGAGGCCCCUGAGGAAAGGACUUCGGAUUUCCACAAAGUCUGGAGUUGGUCACAAGCUCAGCCUGGCUUUCCCCACUUCACCCUGUGGUCUCAGAUGUGCCAGACCCAUGAUGAGUCCCCUCUCAGAUACAUAGAGGCGCUGUGCUAGACACAGCGUAAACCAGGAUCUGGAUUCUCUCUGCUUACACACCUAGCCAGAUUUUGAACCCAGGCCUCCCAUCAGAGGCUGAAUUCUUAAACUACUAAAGCAUGCAUUGCCAAAGAACCAAAAAUGUGUAGAUCCUUCUACAUUAACUGGGGCUGAGUUUCCCUUUGGGAAAAUUCUCCCUGCCCUACAACAGGUCUGUGAGGAGGCAAGAACAAACUGGGGUGCCAGGUACUUCUCCAGGGUCCAAGGUAGGCAGUGUGGCUCCUUGAGCCUGGGGCCUGAAUCUCAGAAGUGAUGACCUAGGCCAGCACCCAGCCACGUGGAUGGGGACAUAGUCCUUGUCUCCAGGGAGCUCUAGGCCUUUUGGACAAAAGUAUCACUUUGGGUGCCAAGGCAGCCAGCCGUUCCUAUGGGGUGGGAACCCCUGAUGGUCUCCAAAGGUGGCUCUGUUUCACCUGCUCUGAGCUGGCUGCUCUUGCAUCAGCAUCUUCCAGGUUCUAACCCACACUCUUCUGGUCUCCUUCGGGAUCUUGUCCCAUCGGUUUUUCCCUCUCUGUAGGUCUCUCCUCUCCACCAGGUGACUUAAGGUUUUUGUCUCAGAUGGUCCCUGAAGCUCUCAACCCAUCCCCCCACCACUGUUCUCUGAAGGAUGCCAAAGUUACCCACUACUUUUCAGAUUUCCUGUGUGGUGCUGCACUAGUGGCUGACCUUUUGUACAGGGUACCAGCUCUCCAUAGUCCCCACAUGUUCUAGUACUUCCUGUUACUGGGGCCAAGUGUCAGGUUUCCUUCAUCAAGGAGCUUUCCAGGUUGUUCUUACACUAGUCUACAUCAUUCAUUUCUAUUCCCUUUGGAGUGCCCGAAUCUAAUCAGACCAGUUGGUGUUUGCAUUUCCUCUCCAGCAGCAAUGCGAAGAAGAUGGGCCCUGUCCUGAAGGGUUCCCAGGAGGUUGAGGUCCCUUUAUGAGCCUCGUCUGGGGUCUGUCCCCAUUGCAAACAGGCUCUAGGAGGUCCCAUGACUUUGGAGAAGUGAUUUAUGUCCGAGAAUAAAUUCUUUUCUCUCGCACAAGAAUCCUCUGAUGCCAGGAGUCCUAACAGCUAGAAACAAAGGCCUGUGAAGAUUCGCUCUGAUUUGGGGGUGCAUCACAGGGUAGGUCCUCAGAAAGCAUCCUUCACGUGCUAGCGGAAUGCUGUAGAGCAAAAGAAUGAAUAAAGCAAGGUCACUCUUAAUAAGCUGGACCUUGAAAGGUGAAUAGAAGUGAUUUCUGCAACUGAGAAAAUCACUCAGUUUUGACCUUCCAACCACCAUCACCACACGUACCUGUACCCCCUAUGGAAUAUUAGAGGUGGGGGGAGGGGGAACUGGGAGGCCGGGAGCCCAAGUGACCCACCUGCUGGCACUGAGGCUGAGGGGAGCAGGGGUCUGGGGCUCCGGGCUUCUGGAGAUGAAUGGGGGUAGGGGUGUUGAUGGGGUUCUGAGAGGCUAGGGAGGGUCUGAGAAGCAAGGGGUGGCUUGGAGGAAGAGUGCAGUGCUCUGAGAAGUUAAGACUCUGAGAUGUGUAGGUCCCUGAGGAGUGGGAUGCUCUGAGACAUGGGAGCCUAUGAGGAAGACUGGGGUCUGGGGGGGGAUUGGCUCUAAGAAGUGAGGUCCCUGAGGAGUGGGGACUCUUGAGGAGAUGUGCGGGCUCUGAGAAGGGAGCGCUCUAAGGACGUGUGCGGUGUAAAGUGUCUCAGAGUAGGAAUGGUUGAGGGAGGUGGAGAUGUGGGAGAUGGGGUUUCUGAAGCAGAGCAAAGCCGGCCUUGCCCUCUCCGGCUGGAGGAGGGUAGGGGUAGAAAGCGCCGUUGCCUCAGCAACCCCCAACAGAGUCCUAGGCAGAUAGGAGGGGCUUUUAGGGGCCUGCCUGUGGGCGAGGCACGGCGGCCCGCGCGGCGGCGGUUGGCUGACGGAGAUAGUAGGGCGUGUCCCUGGGCGGGGCGCGGUCGCCUAGCUGGCGGCGGUUGGCCGUAGGCGGAGGGGGGCGGGGCCCGAGGGCGCGCGUGAUGCGCGCAUAGACGGCGGUGGUUGGCUACGACGUCCGCGCGAGCUCUCCAGGCUCGGCUGCUCCUUGGUUGAGCGCCCGCCAGGCCUCGCCGCGCAUGGACACCCCGUGCUGCCGCCCCGCUGACCCGCGCCGCUCACCACCCCGGCCCCCACCGGGCUCCGACACGGACGACGUCCUGCAGAUCAUGGCCAUCACCGACCAGAGCCUGCACGAGGCGCAAGCCAGAAAGCAUGCUCUGAAUUGUCAUCAGAUGAAGCCUGCUCUCUUCAGUGUGCCCUGUGAGAUCAAGGAAAAGGCAGGGUUGAACAUUCGUGGCAUUCUGGCAGAGGGUCCCCCCGACGCUCAGCUCCAAAAGCUGGAUAACAUGCUGCUGGCCGAGGGCAUGUGCAGGCCGGAGAAGCACCGAAGAGGAGCCCAGGCGGCGGCCGGCACAGCAACCCCAGGUGGCUGUCCAAAUGACAGUGGCCCUGAGCACUCUGACUCCAGGGCCAAGCUGUCCCAGACCCGACAGAUUUACCCCUCUGAGCUAGAGAAACAUGAACAGGCCUGCCGUGAGUUCACCACGCAUGUCACCAGCCUUCUCCGGGAGCAGAGCAGGAUAAGGCCUGUCUCGCCCAAGGAGAUCGAGCACGUGGUGGGCAUCCUCCACGGCAAGUUCAACAGCGUCCCGAUGCAGCUGAAGGAGAGCACCUGCGAGGCCGUGAUGACCCUGCGCUCGAGGGUCCUCGACGCCAGGCGUAAGCGGCAGAACUUCGGCAAGCAAGCCACGCAAGUGCUGAAUGAAUAUUUUUAUUCCCAUGUGAGCAACCCUUACCCCAGUGAAGAAACCAAAGAAGAGCUGGCCAGGAAGGGUGGCAUCGCCGUCUCCCAGGUCUCAAACUGGUUCAGCAACAAAAGAAUCCGGUAUAAAAAGAACAUGGGGAAGUUUCAAGAAGAGGCUACCACUUACACAGGUUCCUUUGGUCCCUUUCCGAUGACCAGCACCAGUGACACACUUAUCACCCUGCAGACGCUGGCCUCCCUCCGGCCCGCCCCUGGGGAAGGCAGCCUUCUGGGCCAGGCCAGGGGCAGCUGGCAGGUGAGGCGAAUGUCGACCGCUUCACCUAUUGGAGACCCCGGCAGGGUCACUUCAAACGCAUCUAAUUAAGUGUUGGGAUGAGCAGAAAAGAGGACGGUGCGACCUGCCUUGGUUCCCUGGAAUUCAUGUUUCCUCAGAAAACCCAGAACUGACAGCAGACAGCGCUCCCUGAGCUGACGGCAGGCGACACCGGUACCAUCUUUUGCUUGUCAGCUGGGGUUUGAAAUGGGCUGAGACACUGCUCGUUCUGCCAACUCCGUUUGGUGUUUUUUACAGUAAUUUUAUGGUUAAGGCUGAAUUGUUUCUUCCAGGACUUGGCACAAAUUCUCCCAUUACAGUUUUGGACCGAUUUUAAUUUCGAUGUCGUUCACUCCCAGAUUUGUUCCUGCCGAUGGCUGACCGCGCAGGUGCAGGGCUGCAGCUGCGCAGUUGGGCGGGUUGUUACUCUGUUUGCUCAUUUGUCCAUCCGUGUGCCAACUCGCCCAGACACUGCCUUCCACACUCUCUUCUGCUGUGUCGUUUCAUGCGGUUUUGAUUUAAGUCUGUUGUGAGCUCAGAAUUUUACUGGGAAUUGGUUUGGCACCUUUUUCCGUUAAUACAAGUUCUACCAUUUUCAGCUGAAAUGUCGUUAAAGACGAUAAACUUCCCAGGCACUUUCCUGCAUCCGUGCUCUUGAAAUCCUGCUGGCCCAAGGCUUGGCGCUGCAAGUCCCCCGGCUCCUGGAUGCCCCUCUCUGUCUCCUCGCCCAGUUCCUCCUCUGCUUCAGCCUUCGGGUGGGACCUUCCCUCUGUCUCCUCCUCUCUUCCCCUCACCGGGAAUGAAGAUGCUAGAGCUGGGCUGUUGGGAGAAUUAAAUGAACCUGGGCUCAGGACAGCUCGGGGCCCUGAGCAGGUGCACUGUAUCUGCCCGUCAGUCAGUGUCACCGCGGCCCUAACCCCGCACUGUCAGCUGCCACCAUGACCAGCAUCUGAGCUUCUGUCCAGAGUGUUUCAUCUCUGGACACAGAGUGUUCUGACUCCCGUGCACCUCCACACCAGCUCCGCCCAGAUCCUGGCCAGCUGGAUGCGUCACCGUUCUCCCGGUUCUUGGGCCCCAUGCCCGAGAGAUCCCUCUGUCCUGUCUCCAACCCCCGCGGGUGUCACCACCGUGGCGCCGACACUCUAGUGAGGGUUGCAGACAGGAAACGAGGUGCGGGAGUGAGGGUCGGCUGUGUCACAGCCAUGCAGCACAGCGGGGUCCCGGCCUGCACCCCGAAAGACUGAGCACGGUGGUCUCCUGGGAUCAAAGGACCUCUGCCCCCCACCCCUGUGGCUUCCAUCCCCCCCGCACAUCUGCCCAUCCCAACCCAUCACACCCACGGGCCUCUGGGCAGCAGCCGGCUGCUCUCACCUGGCCUGUCACCACACUGCCCUCCACGUCUCCAUUUCUGUUGCUUUCAAGAACCAAGAAAUGGAUAUCUAAGGCGGGUGAUACAACCUCAGCCCACCGUGUCCGGGCCCUGGCCCCUUCUCCACCGGCACCCACUGCACGCUAGGCCUCAGGGUGACCUGCCAAGACGGCCCGCGGCGGUCUGGGUGUGUCCCUGCAGACGAGCCCCCACUUGGCACCCCAUGCUUCUCUCUACCCGAUGCACCUUGCACUGGCCACUGCCUCUGUGUCCGGGAGGAUCUUCCUCCAGGGAAUGAACUGCCGCGGCCGGAGCCCCUCAGCCCCAGUGCUGGAUAUUUUAGGUAGCUCCCAUGUUUGCAGCCCUGUGCCCGCGACGCCCCUCAGCUCGAGUCUCUCUGGUGCUGUUCUGCGAGCCCUCCCGCAGCCUGGCUCUCUGCACGGUUGGCGCUUCUUUUCUUCCCCUCACUGCCCUUGCAAACCUUCAGGGCGGGCAGGGGACAGCCAUCAGGACCUCCCCCUGCAUCUGCGACCUUUCCACUGAGCCCUCCCAGCUGCUCUUCACCCUAUCCCUGCCAGCAGGAGCUGUUAGGAUGCUGGGCAACCCCAAACCCACAGCCGGGGGGGGUCUCGGUCAGUCGAGGCUGUUGUAGAGCCCACCCUAAAGGCGACCCUGUCCCCAUGAGCAGUCACUCCCCAUUUUCCGUCCUCAGCCCCUGGCAACCACUCAUCCGCUUUCUGUCUCUGUGGAUUUGCCUGUUCCGGACAUUUCAUAUACAUAGAACCAUACAUGCGGCCUUCCGUGUCUGGCUUCUUUCCCUCGGCAUGUUUUCAAGGUUCACCAUUUUAUAUAUAGCAUGUGUCAGGGCUUCAUUCCUUCUGACGGCCAGCAUCCCAUUGGGGACCGUGCCUUAAGACAAGGCCUUAGGGAGGUGAUUGAGAGAGCGUGCCGAGGUGCAGGGUGGGCGCUGCCCGAGGUACCCACAACAGUGGGAGGGCGCGAGGUGCCGGCCCUUGGAAGGGGCCAGGCCUGGUGUGAGCAGGGGGCACCCCAGGGGGACUAACAUCUUCACGAUCCGCCGCUGCUGCAUCGAGAACAGACUGCAGGAAAGGGGGGUCCAAGGGUCCUGCGACCUCCCAGCUGGUGGCCACGUGCAGGCAGGGGUGGUUAGGGUCGGGGGACGUGGGUGAAGGUAGACCUGCAGGACCUGCUGCUGAGUAGGAAUGGGGUGGUCUGAGCCACAGGAAGACUGGACGGGGACAUCACGGAGGGAAGGUAGCUCAGCUCUGGACUGACAGGCUUGGGGUGUGCACGCAACUAGACAUUGGAGUCUUGUUCAGGAUGGAAGUUUGGAAGUUGAGAGAGGCCAGAAUAUGGGACAAAAACCAAGACAGGAUGUCACGGAAGCCAGAAGGACAGAUUUCAGGAGCAGAAAGUGAAGGUCCACCAACAUGGAAAAAUGACUGCCAGACUGAGCAGCCUGGGUUCAGUGGAGCAAUGGGGCCACCGAUUAGUUCAAGAGACAAUCAGCGACUCAGAGGAUCAGAGAGCACAGUCAGCUCUCCAGGAGACUCGCGGCAAAGGGGUCGCCAGAGGCCGUGCGGAGAAACUGAGGCAGUGCCCCGGAGAGCUGCCGGGUAGGUCCUGUGGGAGCAAGAGGGUGGGAUGUGCCACGGCAGGUCGUGUGGACACUGGAGAGGAGGUGGAGAGCGCGGUCCCACAGGAAACAGACAAAGCAGCAAUUUGCGGGUGCCAGGUGGCCCUGGAGCCUCCCCCUCACUUGCGCUCUCUCGUGGCUGUGGCGUGAGUGCGGCUUGUGGUUGGCUCGGCCGCCAGCUUCUGGCUGAGUCCCUUGGAGGUUUGGUUUGCUUGUUUGUUUCGGUUUUCUGGCGGCACUGCGCGGCAUGUGGGAUCUCAGUUCCCUAACCAGGGAUCGAACCUGGGCCCCCUGCAGUGGAAAGCACCUAGUCUUAACCACUGGACCGCCAGGGAAGUCCCUCUUGGAGGGCUGUAAUUUGAGGAAACUCCCUAGGUCAAAUUCUGCGCGUAAAGUCACACUUUACCAGCAUUUCAUACUGCAUUAUUCAAAAAAAUGCCUAAAAUGUGGCCCCACGACACUAAUCAAGCUAUUAAGGACCACAAGAGCGCGGAGGAGUCACCUGGCACCCCCUGACACCGCCCUGCUGGCAGAGUGGGUGCUGAUGGUACCUCCAUGCAACGGGUGGGGACGCUGAGGCACAGAGGCUUCGUGACCUGUGCCCCAGGCUCCCAUUUAGGAGAGAGACAGGCAGAGCCAAGGCUGUGAGCCCGAAGGCAGUUCUGGGGAGAGUAUGGCUGCUCGAGAUGGCAAUCUUCUAGAAUCCAUUAAUAUUAAAAAUGCACACACCCUCUCCCUCAUCAGUUUUCCUUCUAAGAAUUCUUCUACAGGUACAUGCAAAUGAAUGCAAAGUGAUGCAUUUCCUGCCACAUUUUUUUGUAACUGCAAAAAAAAUGAAAAUAAAUGUCUGUCCUUUGGGCACUGUUUAAAUCACGCUGUUCAGCCCUGCAGUGGAAUAGCAUACAACCGUUCAAAAGACUGAAGUAGCUCGUCUCCACAAUGCAUUAAUGUAAAAAGUAGGAAGGAUAACCAUUUGUGUCCAUUUUUGAAAUGGGGGUGGGUGGGGGUAUCCAAGUAUCUCUGGAAGGAGACGCAGGUCACAGCCGUGGCCACUGGGGAAGGAACCAAGGAUCCGGUAGUUGACAGGGAAGCGAUCUCUCAUUUCUCUGUAUACCCUUGGGCAGUCUGCAGUUUAGAAAUCCCUGAGGCUUGUGCUGGGAGAGCAGCAGGAGCCCUUGGAACACUGACCACUGCCCUCAGCCAGUCCUGCUCAUUACUCAUUAUUCCACCCUCCCCCUCCCCCUCCCCCUCGCCCUCCCUCCUCUCCCCCUCCCCCACGAAUCUGUGGCUUGGAAGUUCAUGAUCAGGGCCCCACGGGAGGGGGAUCUGGAAACCACCACACAGGGAGAAGAAAGUGGAGGUGGAGUGAGAGGUCCAGCUGCUGUGUCCCAUCACCAUCCACCAGAGGCCGCUGUGGCCCUGCAGCGAGUACAGAGCUAGAGGCUGGAGACCUACCUCUCUUGGGCUGGAGACCCAGGGAUAUAAGACCCCCUCAACUUGUAGCUGUCGGGUCCAAGGGCCGGGCUCAGGGCAGGAAAUGAGACCUCCACCAUUACUUUUUUUUUUUUUUUUAAAGAAGAUGUUGUUGGUAGGAGUUUAUUAAUUUAUUUAUUUAUUUUUGCUGUG